GCGGAGAGAGAAGAGAACAAUAAAAAAGGGAACUGAAACAUCCAUCGAGCAGGACGACGGCGACCUUCAACUAUAACUCCAAAUACAUCUCUGUCCCCUUCCUUACUAAUAUCUUCUUCGUCGGGGAAAGAGAUCUCCCUCUCUUUCCCCGACUCAUUAAUGUAAUAUCAAGAAUCGUCAUCUGCUGCUGUUUAAUUGAGUGAGCAAAGCAGUUGUCUAUGUGCUGCUGUGUUUUAGUGCGAUUUAAUUGCGAUGGCGGCGUCUCAUCAAAAGGAAGAAAUUCUUCCUACGUCGCCGAGAUCGCCGGCGUCCAUGCUCUUGGACGGGCGGUUAAAGGUCGCGACCGGAGGAGUGCGGGUGCCGAUGGACAGGAUUGCUGUUCGCCACCUGCCCGGAUCGCAUCUUGCAGCCGGGGCAAAGAAAGGUGUUGGGAUGCAUCACUUUAUUCUGUACACUUGGUUGUUCCUGUCACCUUACAAAUUCAACUGAUCUCGAGGACGAGAUCCUGCGUAGAGAAAGCGGAUGAUGCAGAACUAGCCCGACCCGAUCUGGUUAAUGAUGAUGCUUGCGGAAAUAGUAAACCAGACAAUCUUUUAUGUACUGAUUUGACCCUAAGUGAAGGUCCUCAUCAGGGGAAUACUGAGCUUGUUGAUACUCCAAAUUCCACCUCAAUGGAGGAUUACAGAAAAGCUAUUGUUACUAUCAUCGAGGAAUACUUCAGCACAGGAGAUGUGGAAUUGGCAGCCUCUGAACUGAGAAAUUUUGAAUCGGAGAAGCAUCAUCACUACUUUGUGAAGAAGCUCAUCUCCACAGCAAUGGAUCGUCACGACAAAGAGAAAGAAAUGGCAUCAGUUCUGCUGUCCGCUUUAUAUGUGGACGCACUAAGCUCAUCUAAAAUUAAGCGAGGGUUCGUUAUGCUUCUUGAGUCCGCUGAUGAUUUGUCUGUGGACAUACCUGACGCGGUCGAGGUCCUAGCUCUCUUCAUCGCUCGUGCAGUUGUCAAUGAAAUCCUCCCUCCGGUUUUUCUCUCUCAAGCAAAAGAGCGACUUCCUGAAACCUCCAAGGGAUUUGAAGCUCUACAAAUUGCUGAAAAGAAAUAUUUAUCGGCUCCUCACCAUGCUGAACUAGUUGAGAGACGAUGGGGUGGUAGUACGCAUGUGACGGUCGAGGAGGUAAAGAAGAAGAUUGCGGAUCUGUUGAGGGAAUAUGUGGGGAGUGGAGAUGCUGCAGAGGCCUGCAGGUGCAUUAGGGAGCUGGGCCUCCCCUUCUUCCACCAUGAGGUUGUGAAACGGUCCUUGAUUUUGGCGAUGGAGAUAGAGGCAUCAGAGCCGCUGAUUUUAAAUCUCUUGAAAGUAGCGGCGGAGGAAGGCUUAAUCAGUUCCAGCCAGAUGCUCAAGGGCUUCUCCCGAGUUGCUGAGAGUCUUGAUGAUUUAACUCUCGAUAUUCCUUCUGCAAAGGCGCAUUUCGACAAGCUGGUUUCGAAAGCAAACUCUGAAGGAUGGAUUGAUCUUUCCUCUGGGAAAUUGCCCAGUGCCCUUGGAGAACUUAGGAAUGAGGGUGAUGAGAAGAUAAGACGUUUUAAAGAAGAGUCGGUGAACAUAAUCCACGAGUACUUCCUCUCAGACGACAUACCUGAACUCACCAGAAGCCUCCAAGAGCUCGCCGCUCCGGAGUACAACUCUAUUUUCCUUAAAAAGUUGAUUACGCUUGCGAUGGAUAGAAAAAACAGGGAAAAGGAGAUGGCUUCUGUUCUGCUAUCCGCUGUUAGUAUGGAGUUGUUCUCGGGCGACGACAUCAUGAAUGGAUUCAUAAUGCUUUUGGAGUCGGCAGAGGACACUGCUUUGGAUAUUUUAGAUGCCUCGAAUGAACUUGCAAUGUUUCUAGCUAGGGCGGUGAUUGAUGAUGUCUUGGUCCCUCUGAAUCUUGAUGAGAUUAGCAGUAAGCUCCAGCCAAAUAGUAGUGGUUAUGAGACCGUCCACAUGGCCCGUGCUCUCGUUUCUGCUCGGCACGCAGGGGAGAGGAUGUUAAGAUGCUGGGGCGGUGGCACAGGUUGGGCCGUCGAGGAUGCAAAGGACAAGAUCUCAAAGCUUCUAGAAGAGUACGAGAUCGGGGGAGAUUUGGGGGAGGCUUGCCAAUGCAUUCGCGAUUUGGGGAUGCCCUUCUUUAAUCACGAAGUGGUGAAGAAAGCUUUGGUGAUGGCAAUGGAGAAGCAGAACGAUGGAAUCUUAGACUUACUGCAGGAGUGCUUUAGCGAAGGGUUAAUAACCAUCAAUCAGAUGACAAAGGGCUUCUCCAGGGUAAGGGAUGGCCUCGAUGAUCUGGUUCUUGAUAUUCCUAAUGCGCGGGAGAAAUUCAGAGGGUACGUGGAUCAUGCGAGGAACCACGGUUGGCUUUUACCAUCGUUUGUGGGUUCUGCUCCUCCAGUUGCUUCAGGUAGCUGAGAGAGAGCGUCGGCUGUUUCAUUUUACGGUGUAUAAUACUAAUACGACCCCAGAGUCUUUGUGUCAUUCAUUCGAAGUUCGUUAGUUCAUAAACUAUUACAAGUGGUAUGCUGCAAGUAUUCUUUUUCAUUUUCAAUCCGCGACAUUUUGGGGCCCCAAAAUGGCGAGCUAUUUGGUUUCAUUUGUGCCCAUAAAAAGUUGAGAGCUCAGUAACGCAUACGUUGGAGAGGCCCUCGACAUUUUUUUGACGAUGUCUACUGUCAAUAUUUUUGCUACUUUUCAGCUGUAAUGUCAUUGAAGAUUUGUUUUCUCCUAUAAACUGGAAUCGUCGGACUAGCAAUGUAUAUAUUGGCUAGAAAACAAGCAGCUUCUGAGACAAUUAUAUUACGACCCACUUGUUAUUAUAGCUGUGGCACCGCUUGAUGUAUUUCUUGGGGGUUUUUCGUCUUUUGUAUUAUUAUUAUUCUCUUUUUGUUAAGUAACAGGGAAUUGAUCGGCACGAGUAGCUUUAAUGUU
Messenger RNA from Ananas comosus (pineapple), 2957 nucleotides. RefSeq lists its product as uncharacterized. The record is from RefSeq and is a predicted model, not a curated record. NCBI's taxonomy places the organism in Eukaryota, Viridiplantae, Streptophyta, Magnoliopsida, Poales, Bromeliaceae. The transcript has 4 exons. Gene Ontology annotation, biological process: negative regulation of DNA-templated transcription. The coding region runs from base 219 to 2441 and encodes 740 amino acids.